Messenger RNA from Pieris rapae (cabbage white), 1839 nucleotides. RefSeq names its product facilitated trehalose transporter Tret1-like. Lineage: Eukaryota; Metazoa; Arthropoda; Insecta; Lepidoptera; Pieridae. The record is from RefSeq and is a predicted model, not a curated record. Gene Ontology annotation, biological process: transmembrane transport. The coding region runs from base 104 to 1534 and encodes 476 amino acids. The transcript has 9 exons. Gene Ontology annotation, molecular function: transmembrane transporter activity. Gene Ontology annotation, cellular component: membrane.
GAAUAUUCAGUCUACAAAUGUCUGUUUAAAUAUUAAUAAUGAUGUGUUAAACACCUAUUCUGUACUCCUGAAAUAAAGGAAAACUUUAUGUGAAGAAUUAAAAAUGAAGUCAAUCUUUAGCAAAGGAAGCCAGAUUACGCAGUUAAUAUGCUCUCUCUUAACUCUAAUACCAGUUUUCUCAUAUGGAGCUGCUGUCGGCUGGAUGUCGCCGAUGACCUUACUCCUUCAAUCAGAAAAUUCCCCAAAAAGUAAACCUCUUUCAGAUAUAGAGAUAUCAUGGAUGGCUUCCAUUCCAUAUUUGAUAACACUGCCUAGUGCUUGGUUGCUAGUACUCAUCGCUGAUAAGUUUGGACGAAAGUGCGCCAUACUUCUAGUCUCACUAUCUUGUCUAGGAACCUGGGCUAUCCUUCUAUCAUCAUUAGAGACAUGGGCCUUGAUCACAGCGAGAGCACUGGUUGGAAUAGGCGCCUCUGGGAGCUAUGUAGUUUUUCCAAUAUACAUUAAAGAAAUUGGUGAAGACAGUAUCAGAGGAAGUCUUGGAUGCUUGAUUGGCGUUUUCCAUACCUGCGGAAAUUUGUUUCUAUACAUCAUUGGAGACAUGUUAGAUUACAAUACAGUGUUAUGGAUAUGCUUGUCUCUCCCCGUCACACACCUCAUACUAUCAUCCAUGAUGCCGGAAACACCAUCAUUUCUGUUGAAGAAAGGAGAGGAUGAGAAAGCCCUAAAAGCUUUAGCAUGGCUUCGAUGCAGAUCAGAAGAUGAUAUGGAGGUGGUAAAAGAGUUGGAACAUACGAGGCGAGAGCAGGAAAAUGAUGCUCAGUCUAACAAGUUCCUGCUUAAAGAAAUAUAUAAUAACAAGAUCCUCUUCAAAGCCUUCCGAAUCGCCCUCGUAGCAGUACUCGCAAGAGAAGUGUGUGGUGCAGUACCAGUUCUCAACUUUGCUGGUGAGAUCUUCACAAUGGCAUCUGGAGGCAAAGAACUGUUACUGUCGCCAAAUCAACAAGCUAUCUUGCUUGGAUCAGUGCAAGUUGUUGGUUCAGUGUUCGCUUCAAGCAUUGUGGAGAAAUCCGGAAGAAAGAAUCUUCUAUUCUUCACGUCACUCCUCUCAGCACUAAGCAUGGGUGCCUUAGCAACAUGGUUCUUACUCCAAGACCUUGACAUCAGAGCUACAUCUUGGCUACCAUUGGUAACCCUAUGUUUGUGCAUUUUCUGUGACUCUGCUGGUCUACAACCAGUUUCUAUGGUUCUUGCAGGAGAGAUUUUCUCAUUCAAGUACCGUGGGACAGUCAUGGGUGUAACAAUGUCUAUUGCUUCAUUCUCGGACUUUCUACAACUGCUCUUCUUCAAACCAUUGACUAAUGAAAUUGGAAUAUUUGCUGCGUUCUACUUUUUUGCCGCCGUCUGCUUCUUUAUUUCUAUUUAUGUUGUUCUAUGUAUACCUGAGACGAGAGCGCGAACUUUGGAAGAUAUUUAUGGGGAUUUAAGGAAAAAGGAGAAAAGAGAAACAACAGAGAAAGAAGCAACUGAUAUUUAAUUUAUACAGUUUGUGUGCAUUCCAAAAUAUAUUUAGCUAAGAAAGAAAAUAAACUACAGAGAGAGAAAAAGCAGUCUAUAAAAUUACUGGAUUUGGGAAAACAAAAUAAAUAAAAUAUUUUUGAAUAUAUUAGUUUGUAUUUCAGAUAUCGAUGAAAAUUAAUACCUCGUAUGAUUAAGAUAUUAUGUUACUAUGUCUUAACUAUCAUUGAUUUUGUUUAAGAUAUUCAACUACAAAUAGCAAAAUCUAGCGCUAGACUAAUAGAAAGCAAGAUCAAUAUGAAAAAAAUAAGAUAGAAACAUAUG